Messenger RNA from Loxodonta africana (African savanna elephant), 1150 nucleotides. RefSeq names its product membrane spanning 4-domains A15 (gene MS4A15). The record is from RefSeq and is a predicted model, not a curated record. Gene Ontology annotation, cellular component: membrane. Bases 229 to 957 code for a protein of 242 amino acids. The transcript has 6 exons. Lineage: Eukaryota; Metazoa; Chordata; Mammalia; Proboscidea; Elephantidae.
AGAACUGACUCAAUGGCAACUGGUUUGUCUCUUUGUUCAUUUGCUUGUUUGUUCUCACUUCUCUGAAGCCUAGCUCCCCCAUCUACACUCAGAAACAUCCGCGCCUGCUCACAGGGCUGAACAAGCAGGGGUGGGUAAGCACGGUGUUCACAGACUAAAAAUUAUUAUUAUCAUUAAAACUAUUGUUGUUCUCUCCUAAGCCUUUGUUUCCCAGGCUCUCUGAGCACAAUGUCUGCAGCCUCUGCCAGCAAUGGCGUGUUUGUUGUCAUCCAGCCCAGCAACACCAGCGGCCUCCGCCCACCUCCAGCCAUUCUGCCCACCUCCAUGUGCCAGCCUCCUGGGAUCAUGCAAUUCGAAGAGCCUCCACUAGGGGCGCAAACACCAAGGGCUACCCAGCCAUCUGACCUGAGGCCCGUGGAGACAUUCCUGACAGGAGAGCCCAAAGCUUUAGGGACUGUGCAGAUUCUCAUCGGCCUCAUCCACCUGGGCUUUGGCAGCGUGCUGCUCAUGGUCCGCGGAGGCCACGUGGGGAUGCUCUUCAUCGAAGGCGGCGUCCCCUUCUGGGGUGGAGCCUGUUUCAUCAUCUCGGGGUCCCUCUCAGUGGCUGCCGAGAAGAACCACACCAGCUGCCUGGUAAGGAGCAGCCUGGGCACCAACAUCCUCAGUGCCAUGGCAGCCUUUGCCGGGACAGCCAUUCUGCUCAUGGAUUUCGGUGUCACUAACUGGGAUGUGGGCAGAGGCUACCUGGCCGUGCUCACCAUCUUCACUAUCCUGGAGUUCUUCAUCGCCGUCAUUGCCACCCACUUUGGGUGCCAAGCCACCCGUGCCCAAGCCAAUGCACCUGUGAUUUUCCUACCAAAUGCCUUCAGCACAGACUUCAACAUCCCAAGCCCGGCAGCUUCUCCGCCCCCCGCCUAUGACAAUGUGGCGUAUAUGCCCAAGGAGUCUUCUGAGUAGAUGGUCACUCUCGUGGGGCUGAAACCCAGCCUCUCCCCACCCCCACCCAAUUAACCUGGGAGUUGGGGGGCAGACUUUCUUCUGUCCUGUCUCCCCUCCUUCCCCCAAAUCUCUGCAUUUUGUGAUAUCCCAGUGAAGCGUUACCUGGUGACAUCUAUCCCACACACUGGAGAGUGGUUUCUUGCCUAAAAAA